AUGAUGGGUGUAAGUAGUUGUAUGAGCCUAAGGCAGGCUAGGGGCUCCUGUCACUGCCCCGCCUGCCCUAGGUCUUCGGGACAUGGUGCUCCGAUGCCGCCCCAAACCCUGGUCCUGCCACCGAUGGCAUUGGAACCAGAAACAACACCAGUUAAGGAUAAGAAAGGAUCUAAAAUGAAAGUUCUCAAGAAAAUCAAGAAGAAAAUUGGAUUAGCACCCCGCACAUCUUGCACGGGAGGAGCUCCAAACAAUCUGCCACCGCUCAGCUUCCACGCGGUCCACGGAGAGAAUGUACGCGUCUCUCGUGAUGGUGCUACCGCUAGACGUGUCGAGUCCUUCUGUAAGGGUGUCGCGUUCAGCGCCAGACCAGUCAGAGUUAAUGAAAAGGUGUGCCUUCGUUUUCUCGAAAUAUCGAACAGCUGGAGUGGUGUCAUUCGUUUUGGAUUCACCACCCACGAUCCCACCACACUUGCGCAUGCGCUUCCGAAAUAUGCCUGCCCUGACCUCACAAACAAACCCGGAAAUUGGGCCAAAGCUUUAGGCGAAAGAUUUUGCGAGAAAGAUAACAUUUUGUACUAUUACGUAAAUUCCGCGGGCGAUGUUCACUUUGGAGUUAAUGGAGAAGACAAAGGAUUGUUCUUCUCAGGUGUCGACACUAGGUCACCGCUGUGGGCUUUAGUAGAUGUAUACGGAAACUGUACAGCAGUCCAGUUCGCUGAUCCCAGGGCUCCCAACCAAAUCAGAAGAUGCACACAAAGUCCAGUUGCAGAAGAAGCAGACAGAUUAGUCACUAGCAUGCGCACUCUCUCAGUAGACGAGCCCCUACCACCACCCAGAUACCAAAACCCACUAGUUCCACUAAGUCUACAUAGAACGAAAGGCAGAAAUGUACAAUUCAUAACAGAUAGAGGCGUGGCAGCUAGAAUUGAAGCGGAAUUCUGUCAAGGAUACGUGUUUACAGCUCGUCCCAUGCGCCCCGGACAGACUAUUGUCGUUCAAAUAUUGGCUACAGAAGCUGCUUAUGCUGGCAGCUUGGCAAUAGGUCUGACGUCUUGUGACCCGGGCAUAUUGAGACCCUGUGAUUUGCCAGAUGACGCCGAACAGCUACUAGAUCGUCCAGAAUACUGGGUCGUUAGACGUGAUGCGGCGAAUGGACUUCGUAGAGGCGACGAAUUGGCUGUCACUUUGACAUUAGAUGGGGAAGUGCGUGUCAGUAGAAACGGAUCAAAUCCAGUCACAGUGAUGCAUGUGGACCAUACGUUAAGAUUGUGGGCGUUUGUGGACAUUUAUGGGGCGACGCAAAAAGUUAGAAUGUUAAGUUCCCAAGCUAUUCAAGCUCAAACGCCUCCUCAGCAGUUGAGAGUGAUCACAGGGUCUGCAGCUCCGCUGACAGCCGGAGGGGGUGGCACUGUGCUAGUUGUUAGUCUUCCACCACAAAAUGGCGGCCAGAAUUCAGGCAACCAGCAGGGACUGACGUUGGCGAGCGCGCAUUAUAUUGAGCCUAUCCAAACGUCGUCACAACUCUGCCUCGCUGGGCUGCCUAUAGCCGCUCAAGCACCAUCGUGUUCCCAAGCCUUCCGUCCCAGGGUCGAGGGUCAAUGCUCCUCCACCAGCCAGAACAACUCCAACGAACAACUCCAAAUGCCCAACCAUGAACCAUUGAGGAUCGAGAGGAUCCCCAAUGGACCCUCAACUAGUCGGUCCAUACCUUCCACCUCUCAUCAUACAUAUUCAGUCAUCGGAGAAGGACUUACUGGCACAGAAUGUACUAUAUGCUAUGAAAAUCCAAUAGAUAGUGUUUUAUAUAUGUGUGGGCAUAUGUGCAUGUGCUAUCGCUGUGCUGUGCAGCAGUGGAGGGGAAAGGGGGGUGGCCAGUGCCCAUUAUGUAGGGCCCAAAUUAAAGAUGUCAUCCGUACAUACAAAUCU
This is a messenger RNA of Brenthis ino (lesser marbled fritillary), 1926 nucleotides long. The record is from the annotation of a GenBank genome assembly. NCBI's taxonomy places the organism in Eukaryota, Metazoa, Arthropoda, Insecta, Lepidoptera, Nymphalidae.